AGUAUCUGGGAUAACAUGGGAAAUAUUCAAGCCAACGAGAAACAACUAAAAACGGGUAAAUCACCGGCGAAAGGUAAACAUUUCAUAAGGAACCUAAACAGGAAAUCGCCAGGGCGUGAGAGCAAAAAACAUGGAAGGAAAAAAAGUGAUAUCAAACGUGAGCCGUUCGACAGAGAGUUUGAUAAAACGCCAGAUUCAGAUAACAACGAACCGGUCGAAACAUCAGAUAACGAUACGGUCGAGUGCGUGUUCAAAACAUUGUCGCGGGACGGGGAGCGCGGCGAGUCGAUGAGCGCGCAGUCAGAGGUAACGGUGACCAGGUGCGAGUACGAGCCGCGCGUCGAGCGGCGGUCACCGACCCGCGACCAGCCGCCCAGCGCCGACUCCACCUCGGAGUCAGUGUUCACGGACCCGCUCACGCCGCUCGCCGUCGAGCUCAACCAGUGCUACUACUCCGCCGAGAGCGACAGCGCGCACGACGACCUGCCGCGGACCCUCACGCCCUCGCUGCCGACACACGAAUGUUGUCCCACUCCGCUCACCGUAGACAUGCCGCACGACGAUGCGGCCUCUACGCUUUCCGCCGAUGACACGGGAAAAGAACAAAAACUUGAUGUUAUCGAUGACAGUUGUCACACAUUGGAUAAUGAAAAGGUUAUGGGCGGUAUACUAUCGGGAUUGCGAACUGACACCCUAGAGAGGAGCACGCACGAGUGCAACCAUGAUUUCCGUGACAACCGGUUGAAGGCUUCUCCUGGGCAAACCUCGUUUACACUGUCAAAACAUCGUAAAGUGGAGCUGCCACCUGUAGGUUACGAACCUUCCCUAACUUUACUCGACCACGCUGUGAAAGGCAAAGAGCGGCGGCCGGUGAGUGUAAGCGAAGUGUCGUCUACUCUAGAAUCAAAUGUUCUGCGGAAGGUGGCCUCAUUGACACUGGAGAAACAUACAGAGUCCAAGAUUAUACGGCCUAAGUUCGUUCCCGACAAACUAGACUUCAAGCUUUAUGAAAAGUUCGAAGGUCAGAUGCUUCUAAAUUGGUUCAUAUCGUCGGUUACCGAGAACAAUCAUUUAAAAAGUUUAUUGAGCCUGCAAGACUUAAAAAACCUUGGCAUUCAAUACUGUACACAUCUCCUAGCAGCCGGGGUGCUUAGACAAAUACCAGAUAAGGAUGCACCAACGGAAUAUAUAUUUAAGCCCAAUUUAAUGUAUUACUGGGCCCAUAUGGAGGUGCCAGCGUCCCAGCCCGUAACACCCGGUAGGCUGCACAUGUCUGCAUGGCUCCCAGACAAAGAUAUCAAUCGUUUAAGCCAAGAUAACUUGAUAGACAAAAACAACUUUAAAAAUCAAAACAACAAUGAAGAAAUAAGUGAUAUUAGUGAAGCUAAAAUAUUAAUUUCCCAGUUAAAACGUAAACUAAAAGAUCUUGAGUACCAGUUAGAGAAAUAUAAGAUAAAUACUCAGAUUGAUAUACUUAACAAGAACUUGGAAAAGGGAUUUGAAUCUAUCACUGAAUAUAAUUUAUUAAAAAAUAAAACUGAUUUGAUCAGUAAAGAGGUGCAAACAUUUAACACAGCAAGCGAACUGAAUAAUCUGUCUAACAAAACUGUGAUAAGCAAACCAGAAUGUGACCCUGUGAGAACUAAUGUACAUAUUGAUAAUAUUUUAGUGUUAAGUAGCCAAGGCGGCAUAAAUGAUAAAGCCAUUCAAGAUGAUACAAGUAAACCUGAGAUAAGAUCUGAAAAAAUAGAAAAUUAUUGUAAGUUAAAUAAAAGUAGAGAUUGUAAUAAUGUAUUCAGAAAGGAAAGUUUAUUAGAAUAUGAAAGUGUUGAAAGCGAAAAGCUACCUGUGAAUACUAAAAUAACAAAAGAAACCUUAAGUUCAUUAGAACCAGUAAACAAUAGUGAACAGAGCACCUUUGACACCAUCUGUGAAAGUUCAUCAGAAGCCUCAUUCCUCAGUUCAUAUGCAUCGGCAGAUUUAAUUGUUACUAAAGAGCAAAGUCCCUUAGACUUAAAUAAAACAAAAAAUGUUGCUUUAAAAAAUGUUUCAUCGUCAACAAAUAUUCCCAGUAUGCAGGUUUUAUAUACUAUGGACAAAAAACAAAAUGAAUUGGUUGAACCUAUUCAGCCUUUACACAAGCAAACAAAUAAUCAGGAUGUAAUCAACGGACCUUCCUUAAAUAAUCAACAUAAUAUUCUUAAAAAAAACAAAGUUGAUGUAUCUAUAUCUCAAAGAAGAGAGUCAACAGAUGAUGUAUUUUUAAGAUCAGAUGAAGAGCCUAAAGAAUUAGAACAGGGAUCGCCACUACCUCCUCCUCUGCCAGGCAUGCCACCACAUCCACCUCCCACUCCUGGAACAGACGGGACCCGUGUAUCAACUACAUACCAAAAAACUUCUUUACCAUCUCCAGUCUUAGAAUCAUCCACUUCAUUUUAUAAAACGGGGCCAUCACCACCACCAAUGCCAGAAAUGGGACUUUCUCCUUCACCUCCACCACCAAUGCCAAUGCCAGCAAUGGAUCCGCAACCACCACUAAUGUCAGAUAUGGGGUCACCACCAUCACCAAUGUCAAAAAUGGUACCGCCCCCACCACCCAUGUCAGGAAUGGGACCGCCCCCACCGCCAAUGCCAGGAAUGGGACCGCCCCCACCGCCAAUGCCAGGAAUGGGACCGCCCCCACCUCCAAUGCCAGGAAUGGGACCGCCCCCACCGCCAAUGCCAGGAAUGGGUCCGCCCCCACCGCCAAUGCCAGGAUUGGGACCGCCCCCACCGCCAAUGCCAGGAAUGGGACCGCCCCCACCGCCAAUGCCAGGAAUGGGUCCGCCCCCACCGCCAAUGCCAGGAUUGGGACCGCCACCACCGCCAAUGCCAGGAAUGGGACCACCCCCACCACCGAUGCCAGGAAUGGGACCACCCCCACCGCCAAUGCCAGGAAUGGGGCCUCCACCUCCUCCUAUGCCUGGUUUUGCGGUAUCUCCACCUUCAGGUAUACAUCCACCUCCACCGCCUAUGCCUGGUGCUGGUCCACCAGGGAUACCUGGCCUGGGGCCCGGGCCUCCCCCACCACCAUCAUCAAGUUUAGGACCAGUACCAUUCCCAGCACCUCCUGUUGGUGGAUGGAAUAUGCAGAGAUCAACUCUAAGGAAAACACCAGUGAAACCAGCUGCCCCAAUGAAACCCCUGUAUUGGACCCGAAUACUAGCAGCUCCACCUGUAUCAAGUUGUCAAGGAGAGUCAGAGCCUAGUUCAAAACCAUUGUGGUUGGAAAUAGAUGAGACACCAUUAGACAAUAUUGAUGAGUUUACAGACCUUUUCUCUAGACAAGUUGUAAAAGCCCCAGCCAAAAAGAAAGUUGAAGUAAAAACAAAAAUUCAACCAGUUAAGAUAUUAGACAGUAAGAGAUCGCAAAAUGUUGGUAUACUUGCGCAGAGUUUACAUGUAGAGUUCUCAGAAAUUGAAAAUGCUAUAUACAAUUUCGACACGUCUGUUGUGAGUUUAGAAGCUUUGCAGCAAAUUUAUGAGCUGAGGGCGAAUGAAGAAGAACUAUCUAUGAUAAAAGAACACCUCAAAAGUAAACCUGACAUACCGCUAGAUAGGCCAGAAGCGUUUUUACACGAUCUCUCUGGCAUACCAAAUUUUGCGGAAAGAAUAUCGUGUUUUAUGUUUCAAGCCGAUUUUGAAGAUUCUAUAAGUACAACGAUGCACAAACUGGAUAAUUUGAAACAUACUUGCGAGUUUCUUACAACUAGUGAAUCUCUUAAAAAACUUUUUGCCAUUAUCCUCACUCUGGGUAACUAUAUGAACGGUGGUAACGGGCAAAGAGGCCAGGCAGACGGAUUUGGACUCGAAAUACUCGCUAAAUUAAAAGAUGUCAAGUCGAAGCAGUCGAACGUGACGCUGCUGCACUUCAUCGUGCGCACGUACAUGCGGCGGUGCGGCGGCGCGUUGUCGGGCGCAUGCGCGCUGCCCGUGCCGGAGCCGGGCGACGUGGCGCGCGCCGCCGCGCUCGACUUCAACGACGUCGCCGCGCACCUCAACGAUCUCGACAAACAGCUUAAAGCAUGUAAAGGAAAAACGAAGAAAGUAAUAGAGUCAGAUACCCAAUCACGGAAUGUUGCGGAGGAGCACCAGGGAAGUGAAACCAAGAAAGAUAAUACCGAUGUAUUCAAAGAAAAAAUGACAACUUUUAUAUAUGCGGCCGAGGAAAAAUUAAAGACUGAAAAUGAAAACUUAGAUGAAUGUCGAAAUAAAUUUAUCGCUACAGUUAAGUUCUACCAAUAUACCCCUAAGUGUGGUAAAGUAGAAGAAUGUGAACCGAAAGAGUUCUUUUCUUUGUGGACAUCAUUUUGUAGUGAUUUUAAGGACAUAUAUAAGAAGGAAGAACAGAUCGCGAUAAAAGAAAAGUUAAAAGAAGCUAAGAAGCUUCAGGAUGAAAGAAAAUCUUUAACACAACCAAUAAAAGAAGGGGGACUGAAAGCAAGACUACAGAAAUUAUCGAGUUCUAGAAAAUGAGAACUUAUUUAGCCUUUUUGUAAUUGCAUUGUUAUAUGGAAAUAUUACUGUUGCUAAUUAACCUAAAUAGAGGUAUUGCUCUGUUGACGGGCUAUCAAUUUCAAGAAUGUUAGUAAAAAAAAUAUGUCAUGGAGGGACAGGAGAAAAAGGUGGAUGAUUUUCUAAUGCCAGCUGGAAAUUGAUUAUUUGUAUUUAUAGCUUAUGGCAACCAAAUUAACGCAUUUCUUCAAAUCUUUAUUUCGCGUUUCUGAAGUACAAACACAAUAAAAAAGAAAUACUGACUCAAAACUUCAUAGUAAUAUUUUUUUUACAAUUCCAUGCUCUGCAUCUAUCAGGAACUAUCUUAAAUUUAUAUUGUGCACUUGUAUAAUUCAUAAAGCAUUGAAAGGUUGCAGAGGCACUAAGGCACUUAAGACAUUAAGUAUUUAUAAUUUUAUGCAUUUCACACAACUACUUUUCUCCAUAAAAUUAAUUGUAUUGGCAAAGAUCAAGAGAGUAAUGUUUCAAAACUAUGUUGAACUCAUAAAAUAUUACACAAUAACGAUAGACUGGCUCUAUAUUACAAGGACUUUUUAAAUUUCUAACAAGUAAUAUGGUGAAAAUUUUAAGUCUACUUUUUCCAACAUAAGUAAAAAUUAAUAUAAGAGCCUGUAAUAGUAAGCCCACAAAAUGACAUCAGAAGCAAAUAUGUUAUGUGGAGUGUUGCAUGUAAAAAUCCUUUAUUGCCUGUUUUUUUGAUGCAUAGAAUACUUGGUCAAAACAUACUGCAUACUAACAAUUUAUCAAUUUGGCCUAUUAAAAUGUAAAUCCACAUUAAUUGAAAUGUAUAAAAUACAUUGCUAUUAUAUGUACUCUUGUAAUAUAAACAUAACAUCACCUAUAAUUUUGUACCUGAGCUGUGCUUUUUUGGAUACUUUAACCUGUAACUGCCAGCGUUUCUAUAUCUAUGAAGAUGGUGCUGUAUUUACUGUUAUGUGUAAAUAAAAUAAAAAAUAUUUAAGUAUUAAUAAUAAAAGUAA
Molecule: messenger RNA, 5534 nt
Organism: Manduca sexta (tobacco hornworm)
Lineage: Eukaryota; Metazoa; Arthropoda; Insecta; Lepidoptera; Sphingidae
Gene: capu
Product: formin-2
Exons: 10
Coding region: 16-4515 (1499 amino acids)
Biological process (GO): actin filament network formation; actin nucleation; cortical actin cytoskeleton organization
Cellular component (GO): cytoskeleton; cytoplasm; actin filament
Molecular function (GO): actin filament binding; microtubule binding
Source: RefSeq, a predicted model, not a curated record